CACAAAUCACACCACAACCACUAACAUUUUCGUUUUUCGAGUUUCGGGUCAAAAUUUUAUUUUAGAUUUUGAGGAUAUCGCACCUUUUUAAAGUACGAUACUGUACUGUGCCUUACAGACGGGAAGUAACUUGUACCGCGUACGUACCAGUGCCGCUACUGUUACCUCUUUUGACGACCGCAACCGGUAUCCUACCGUACGGUAGGGUCGGAGCUACAGUUCAUCUUUGGUAUUCUUGACCUYUAUGUACUAGUGGAAUGGGAUGUUCCCAUUAUUUUGCUUUCAUUUUCAUCCGAAACCACUUCUAAUGCACUUGCGGAGAUUAGAUUGCCAAUCUAAAUCACGAUGCCACCUCCUUCAYCCAAUAAAUCUUUGAACCUGGUGGGAUGCUUCCUUGCUGGUGUUACUUCGGCGGUUGUAGCCCGGUGGCUCUUCGACCGAUGUCGGAAAAGUUCUGUAUCAGCAUCUAUUGCUUCUGGUGACAGGAAAAAAUCUUCAUCGUCACCAUCURCGYCCGMAGUGCCCGAAGAUUUGCGACAAGAACAGUUGUCACGACACGCCCUAUACUUUGGAAACAAAAACAUGGAUUUGAUCCGAUCUUCUAAUGUUUGUGUCGUCGGUUUAGGUGGGGUAGGUUCUCACUGUGCUUUAAUGUUGGCUCGAGGUGGAGUCGAGCGGAUUCGACUGAUUGACUUUGACCAGGUCACGCUUUCCAGUUUGAAUCGACACGCAUGCGCAACGCUUAAAGAUGUCGGUACUUCCAAAGUCGAAUGCGUCAAAAAGACAUGCUUAGAACUUGGUUUGGCCCCUGAACAAAUCGAUGCCCGUGUCGAAAUGUAUACGAAGGAAACGGGACCAGAUCUUUUGAAUUUGGCGUCAAUGCCUGCAAAAAAYGGUGAAAAAGUCGAUGGCAAUAAAAAAUGGGACAUAGUCGUCGAUUGUAUUGACGAUGUUCCCACGAAAGCKGCACUAUUGACAUAUUGCAUUCGAAACAAAAUACGAGUAUUAUCCUGUAUGGGUGCCGGUGGAAAGAGCGAUAUGACACGCUUGCAUAUUUCUGAUUUGCGUACCUCGGCGAAAGAUCCUCUAGCUAGUAAACUACGACAGACAAUAAAAAAGACUAUGAAAAAAUUCGACGCGGAAGAAAGAGAAAAGGAAAACGUUGACAGUGACAACAACGACGAGAAAAGCAGCGUCGACGAGUCGUACCUCGACGACAUGGAUCAGCUUACAAUUAUAUUCAGUUCUGAGAARACUGUUGCCAAGCUCGCUGAUCUGACGGARGAACAAAAGAUAGAAGGUGAUAAAUCACAAUUCGGUGCGGUCGAUGGAAUGAGAAUACGAGUACUUCCCGUUCUAGGACCUAUGCCAGCCAUCAUGGGACAGGUAAAUYGAAUAUCUUUGUUGUUCUACUUGGCACUCCAAUGGUWUGUGAAUCGCACUCCCCUGUCCUCUCACUAACUUUACCUGACUCUUUAGUCUCUGGCAGCCAUAACGCUGUGCGAAUUAGGCAAUAAAAAGAUACAGAACCCAGUCACAGGCGAAAGAAUCGGGAGAAACAUCCGACACAAGAUAUUUCAGCAGUAUUGCAGUCGAGAAAAAAAGAUUGCGAGUGGCGAGUUGAAAAUCGCUCAGGAUGACAUCUACACGGGGCCAAUAGAAAUUGAUAGCGACGAUGUUGAAUACCUCUACGGAGUCUGGAGAAAUCGAUGCGGUGUGACCGGGCAAAAAAUAGGUGCCGUCCUUGGUCUGGCUCGUUGGGACUAUUCCAAGCCAUCAACGGCGGACAAUCUCGUCUUGAUGAGCAGGCCCGCCCUACAGCGAUAUGACGAGAAGGGUAGAGAUUCUAUAGAUUCGAAGAUACAAGUACGCAUCGAAGACCGCUUGGCGGCAGCCCGUGACUUAAAUCGUGACAUGUAAUUUUUUAACAGUCAAAAASGAUAGCUCSSCUGCUCUGACCAUGUUGGCUGCGAAGAUAAAAAAUUCCAUCACGGAUCAACUAAGGUGUCGUUAUGUGAUAUUAUAAAAUGAAUUGACACAU
This is a messenger RNA of Pseudo-nitzschia multistriata, 2041 nucleotides long. The record is from the annotation of a GenBank genome assembly. Lineage: Eukaryota; Bacillariophyta; Bacillariophyceae; Bacillariales; Bacillariaceae.